Penicillium malachiteum is the source of this 666-nucleotide messenger RNA. RefSeq names its product DUF1014 domain protein. The transcript has 3 exons. Bases 1 to 666 code for a protein of 221 amino acids. The record is from RefSeq and is a predicted model, not a curated record. Gene Ontology annotation, molecular function: transcription coactivator activity. Lineage: Eukaryota; Fungi; Ascomycota; Eurotiomycetes; Eurotiales; Aspergillaceae. Gene Ontology annotation, biological process: transcription by RNA polymerase II. Gene Ontology annotation, cellular component: nucleus.
AUGGGAGGCAAGAAAGCAGCUGGAGAAAACUCCAAGAAGGCCGCUGGCAACGCCCGCAAAGCCGACGCCGCCAACCAGAAGAAGGCCGCUGAAGACCAGAAGAAGUCCGCUGAAGACGAGAAGCAAUGGGCUAAGGGAUCCAAGAGCAACGCCAAGAAGGACGACGCCGAAGCCAAGAAGGCCGAAGCUGCCCGUAAGAAGGCCGAACGCGACGCCAUGCUCGCCGACGAGGAAGCUUCCCAGCCCGCCAAGGGCAAGGGCGCCGGAGCCAAGACCGCUCAGAAGAAGUCUCGCGGUCUCGACCUGUCUCAGCUGGACGCCGACCCAUUCAGCAAGAAGCCGGCUGCUUUGAACGCCUCCGGCAUUGAUAACGCGCUGGAUGCGUUGUCACUGGCAAGCAAGGACACUGCAAAGGUCGAGAAGCACCCCGAGCGACGAUUCAAGGCUGCCUAUGCCGCAUUCGAGGCCCGACGACUGCCGGAGAUUGAGGAGGAGAACCCUGGCUUGCGUCGACAGCAGCGUAUCGAUCUCUGCCGCAAGGAGUUUGAGAAGAGCGAGGAGAAUCCCUUCAACCAGGUUCACGUCGCUGUCAACGCCUCCAAGGAGGAAAUCGCUGCAGUCCGCGAGCAGGAGCGCAACAAGACUGAGCGUCGCUUGGCGAAGUAA